AGCGGCGGAACGGUUUGACGGGGACACCGGGCCGCUCGGAGGCUGCCGCGAUGCUCCCCUCUCUGCAAGAAUCUCUGGAUGGAGAUGAAAAGGAGCUAGAGAGCAGCGAGGAAGGUGGCUCUGCGGAGGAGCGGAGACUCGAGCCGCCGCCCAGCAGCCACUACUGCCUGUACAGCUACCGCGGAAGCAGAUUGGCCCAGCAGCGAGGGGACAGUGAUGAUGGAACCUCAAGUGGCACAAAUGCUGAAACUCCCUCUGGUGAUGAUUUCAGCCUCUCCUUGGCAGACACUAAUCUACCGUCUGAAGUGGAGCCAGAGCUGCGCGGUUUCAUUGCUAAGCGACUUUCAAAGGGAGCAGUUUUUGAAGGGCUGGGUAAUGUUGCAUCUGUGGAGCUGAGAAUUUCUGGUUACCGAGUUGGUUGUUAUUACUGCCUUUUCCAAAAAGAAAACCUGCUUCCUGAAACAGCAACAGCUGAACAUACCCCUUCAGAGUAUGUGGUCUGCUUUUUAGGAGGUUCUGAAAAAGGACUGGAGCUUUUCAGGCUUGAAUUGGACAAGUAUAUCCAAGGACUGAAAAAUAACAUAAAUUGUGAGGAAAGAGGUCUGGAGAACCACAUCAAGUCUUAUCUGAACAACUGGUUUGAGGAUGUCAUAUGUCCAAUCCAGAGGGUCGUUCUUCUCUUUCAGGAGAAACUUACCUAUCUGCUGCAUGCUGCCUUGAGUUAUACUCCUGUUGAGGUUAAAGAGUCAGAUGAAAAAACAAAGAGAGACAUUAACAGGUUUCUGAGUGUGGCCAGUCUUCAAGGACUUAUUCAUGAAGGCACCAUGACAUCUUUGUGCAUGGCAAUGACAGAGGAGCAGCAUAAGUCUGUGGUCAUCGAUUGUAGUUGCUCCCAGCCUCAGUUCUACAAUGCAGGAAGCAACCGCUUUUGUGAGGAUUGGAUGCGGGCCUUCUUAAAUGGUGCUGAAGGGGGCAACGCUUUUCUUUUCAGACAAGUCCUGGAGAACUUUAAACUAAAGGCCAUACAAGACACAAACAACUUGAAGAGAUUUAUCCGACAGGCAGAAAUGAAUCAUUAUGCUUUGUUUAAAUGUUACAUGUUCCUAAAGAACUGUGGCAGCGGAGACAUCCUUUUGAAGAUUGUUAAAGUGGAACAUGAAGAAAUGCCUGAAGCAAAAAAUGUGGUCGCUGUCCUUGAAGAGUUCAUGACAGAAGCUGUUGUGUAAAGUAUUUGAUUGCUAGAGAUAAUCAUCUCACGAAGUUGUAUAUGCAGGCAUUCAUGUUUGAGACUGCAGCUGUGAUUGUUCAUAGGAUUACAUUGCUCAUAGGAUCACAUCGUCCAUGGGAUUAUUUGAAACACACCCAAUUCUUUUUUCUUUUUGUACUUUUACCAAUUAACUUAAUUAAACAUAAAAAUUUGAGGAAUGUCUUCACUGAAUACUAGAUACAUAUAUUAGAAUUGUAGAGUUUUAGUAUGUUACUGUUUUAGUAUAUUACAUUUAUUACCUAAAAAUGUUCAGAAGUGGCGGGUGUAGUGGUGCAUGCUUUUAAUCCCAGCAUUUGGGAGGCAGAGGUAGGAGGAUCACUGUGAGUUCGAGGCCACACUGAGACUAUAUAGUGAAUUCUAGGUCAGCCAGCCCUAGAGCAAGAUCCUGCCUCGAAAAACCAAAACAAAAAUAACCUUGAGUGAUUUUUAAUUUGUGUUUACUAUAAUCAUUUAGCAAAAUUUUCCUCCCAGAAAAAAAAAAAAAACAUAGCUCUUCUUUCUCAUAGGUUGUACCAUUUUCAAAAUUAUGCAUU
Molecule: messenger RNA, 1800 nt
Organism: Jaculus jaculus (lesser Egyptian jerboa)
Lineage: Eukaryota; Metazoa; Chordata; Mammalia; Rodentia; Dipodidae
Gene: C9H17orf75
Product: chromosome 9 C17orf75 homolog
Exons: 10
Coding region: 51-1226 (391 amino acids)
Cellular component (GO): trans-Golgi network
Source: RefSeq, a predicted model, not a curated record